Messenger RNA from Theobroma cacao (cacao), 1199 nucleotides. Its product is annotated as Translation elongation factor EF1B/ribosomal protein S6 family protein. NCBI's taxonomy places the organism in Eukaryota, Viridiplantae, Streptophyta, Magnoliopsida, Malvales, Malvaceae. Gene Ontology annotation, biological process: translational elongation. Gene Ontology annotation, cellular component: cytosol; eukaryotic translation elongation factor 1 complex. The record is from RefSeq and is a predicted model, not a curated record. Gene Ontology annotation, molecular function: translation elongation factor activity; guanyl-nucleotide exchange factor activity.
GAGAUUUUUGAUCGUGCUUAUGCCUUGUUUGGACCGGGUCCGGUUCUUGAAGCUCCGAAGAGGAAGCCAUCCAAAGGGAAUAUGCCAUUGCAAUAUAUCUAGGGUUUUGGUACCUUCACAUUUGACUACUACUACAUAUAUAUACCACUCAUACUUACACUCUGCUUUCCUCUCUUUCGGGCUUCGCUUCGUUUCUGCUCAGAUUUCCCAGCAGCUCUUUUUAUCUUCUUCCAAUUCCCAAAAUGGCCAUCACUUUCUCAGAUCUCCACACUGAGUCUGGCCUUAAAUCCCUUAAUGACUUCCUCUCUGGCAAAUCUUACAUCUCUGGGGAUAAGCUGACCAAGGAUGACAUAAAAGUCUAUGCUGCUGUUUUGAAGAAUCCUGGUGAUUCUUUUCCCAAUGUUCGCCAGUGGUAUAACUGUGUAUCUUCGCAUCUUGCCGCCAGCUUCCCUGGAAAAGCUGUUGGCGUAGGACUUGGUGGCAAAGCUACUGCAGAUGAAUCUGCUAAAGCCGAGGCUCCCACCGCAGAUGAUGACGAUGACUUGGAUCUGUUUGGUGAUGAGACAGAAGAGGAAAAGAAGGCAGCAGAGGAGAGGGAAGCUGCUAAGAAGCCUGCUAAGAAGAAAGAGAGUGGAAAGUCUUCUGUGCUUAUGGAUAUCAAACCAUGGGAUGACGAGACUGACAUGAAGAAGUUGGAAGAAGCUGUUCGAGCUGUUGCGAUGCCUGGUCUUUUGUGGGGAGCAUCUAAACAGGUUCCUGUUGGUUACGGCAUUAAGAAGCUCCAGAUCAUGCUUACUAUAGUGGACGAUCUUGUAUCUGUUGAUGCCCUUAUUGAGGAGCACCUCACAGUGGAGCCCUGCAGCGAACAUGUUCAAAGUUGUGACAUAGUUGCAUUCAACAAAAUUUAGACAACCUUUUUAUUCAACAUCUGCUCGGGUUAGCCAAUUUUGGCCAUGUUGUCAACCUUUUGUCCUUUGCUUUGCCCCCUAUAUUACGUUUGGCCUGUGCUUGCUGCUGCUUCUGCUUUAUAUGGAGGAGAGAUGAAAAGGUUAAGGAGUUUGAGAUGUUUUGCAAAAGUGGAUUUCUAGUAUAAUGUUCAAUGUUUUAAUUUAGUUUAAGUUUGUCUACGAACAGAUAAUUGCAUAGGCUAUUUAACUAUAGAUGGGAUUGGAAGUCAUCGAUGGCCGUUUGGAUCUUCA